Messenger RNA from Triticum dicoccoides, 1237 nucleotides. RefSeq lists its product as uncharacterized. Gene Ontology annotation, biological process: DNA damage response; leading strand elongation; heterochromatin formation. The record is from RefSeq and is a predicted model, not a curated record. NCBI's taxonomy places the organism in Eukaryota, Viridiplantae, Streptophyta, Magnoliopsida, Poales, Poaceae. The coding region runs from base 1 to 978 and encodes 325 amino acids. Gene Ontology annotation, cellular component: epsilon DNA polymerase complex; CHRAC. Gene Ontology annotation, molecular function: chromatin DNA binding; protein heterodimerization activity. The transcript has 5 exons.
AUGGGGAUCCAUGACGAUUGGCCGACGGGGAUCCAUGACGAUUGGCCGACGGGGAUCCGCACCGAGGCACGCCGCCAUCGCCGAGCCAGAUACAAAGAGGACGAGAGAUUAGCAUUGAUCCUCGUGCACCGGUACGAAAUCUAUUCAAAAGCAAUGAAGACGUCGGUGGUGUUCAUCCACCCAGAACUGCCGAGAGGUACGGUGCACGCCGGCGGCGUUCAUCCAUCUAGGAUCAGCGGGAGGUGCACACCACUCCCGGAAGCUACACCGAGGGUGGAAUCGGACUGUGCCGCAGUUGUCGCGGCUGUAAAUGCAAAAGAAAGGAACAAUGCAAAGUGGUGGACUGCUUAUGAGGAAGCAAAGUUGUGUAUGCGUGAAUUCAGUUUGUGCAAGAAGCCUAAGGCGGCUGCGGCCGCCGAGGAGGGGGAGGGGUCCAAGGCCAAGAAGCCUAAGGCGGCUGCGGCCGCCGAGGAGGGGGAGGGGGCCAAGGCCAAGAAGCCUAAGGCGGCGGGCGCGCCGGUGGCGGCGAUGGCGGAGGCGGAGGUGGAGGAGCUGCCCAAGGCCAUCGUGCGGCGGCUGGUCAAGGACAAGCUCGCCCGGGCCGCGUCCGGCGGCGAGGGGGCAGAGGGAGGGGCCGAGGUCAUCGUCAACAAGGACGCCAUGGCCGCCUUCGCCGAGGGCGCCCGCAUCUUCAUCCACUACCUCUCCGCCACGGCGAAUGAUGUGUGCAAGGACGGAAAGAGGCAGACGAUCAACGCCGAGGACGUCUUCAAGGCGCUUGAUGAGAUCGAGUUCCCCGAGUUUGUGGAGCCCCUGAGGACUGCACUGGAAGAGUUCAGAAGCAGAAACGCAGCCCGGAAGCCAGCAUCAGGCAAGAAGCAAUCUGAAAAGAAGAGGAAAUUGGAUAAAGAGGCAGUGCCCGAAGAGCAAAACGGUGCAGCCGAUGAAGCCAACGCGGACAAGGAUGAGUUUUUCUGACCUUAUGAUAGGCUGAAUCUGAGUCACAUUAGCGGGUGUGCUUUCUUAGCAGUAUGCCCCUUGUGCUCUGUUUCGCGGUGUCUCUAGAUGCAGAACUGUCGUGUACUUGGUAUCAUGAUGUAUGGCUUUGUUUCUGUUCCAAACAUUGUCAGCUAUGCUAGCUAGGUCAAAUUGUGAACCUCGUCUUCGUGCUAUUUAAAUUAACACCUGUGGUGAAAUAUGUUUUGGGGUUAAUGGUAGACAUGAAUAAGUUGUGGAA